Molecule: messenger RNA, 536 nt
Organism: Truncatella angustata
Lineage: Eukaryota; Fungi; Ascomycota; Sordariomycetes; Amphisphaeriales; Sporocadaceae
Exons: 4
Coding region: 43-354 (103 amino acids)
Source: RefSeq, a predicted model, not a curated record
AUCCAAUCUCAAAUCAGGGAAACGUGAAUCUCACAGAUAAAGAUGAAGCUCUACUUGGUCAUUUUGGCUAUUGCCGCUCUCGGAAACGGUUUGCCCGUCGUAGACGGCGACUUCCAUCAUCCUCAUCCAUCAGGACCUCCGCCUACACCAACAGGAAAACCUGGCCCAAAGCCGACAGGAAAGCUACCGUGGCCCUUGCCCAUCCCGCCCAUCCCGACCAAACUAUCUCUUCCUCGUGAUGCCGUCAACAAACACCCGAGCGAGCCUCCCCUCAACCGGCCUCACCCACCCAAGCCGACUGGCAAACCUCCCGGCGGUCCCAAACCAACAGGGAAGCCAUUCCCGCCUCGAUAGACAUCGCGAUGCCGUCAAAGCUAUUGAGCUCGUGUAGUCAUAUGUAUUAGCGUGCAUACCGUACAAACUUAUGUGAUGGUAUUUUGGGCAGAAGCUUGGACAGAACAGUCUGUCUCUUAACGCGGACAUCGUUGCAUAAGUACAUAGCCCUGGAUUAUCAAUCGUACAUGACUUCAUCAAGC